Messenger RNA from Brassica napus (rape), 1412 nucleotides. Its product is annotated as peroxidase 49. The transcript is spliced from 3 exons. Gene Ontology annotation, biological process: response to oxidative stress; hydrogen peroxide catabolic process. Gene Ontology annotation, molecular function: heme binding; peroxidase activity. The record is from RefSeq and is a predicted model, not a curated record. The coding region runs from base 81 to 1151 and encodes 356 amino acids. Lineage: Eukaryota; Viridiplantae; Streptophyta; Magnoliopsida; Brassicales; Brassicaceae.
ACCUUCUUCCUUUCCUCUUGCUUCAUAUCACUUCUCAUCACAAAGUCUUCUCUCCUUUCUUCAUCUUCUCGUCAAACAUAAUGGCAAGACUCAGUAACUUUCUCUUUGUUCUUUCUCUCAUUUGCAUUCUCCCUCUUUACCUCUGCCAACAGAGCUAUGGAGGCAAACUAAACCCUGGUUACUACGCACAUUCAUGCCCGCAAGCCGGAGAGAUCGUGAGAUCAGUUGUAGCUCAAGCUGUUGCUAGAGAGACACGUAUGGCUGCUUCCUUGAUGAGACUUCAUUUCCACGACUGUUUCGUUCAGGUUUGGUUAACUUCUUCUAUACGUUCCAUCAUUUUUUGUUUGUUACGUACUGAGCAAGGUAGCUAUGAAAUGCAGGGUUGUGAUGGCUCUUUGCUUCUAGACAGCAGUGGGAGGAUAGUGAGUGAGAAAAGCUCGAACCCUAACAGCAAAUCAGCUCGUGGAUUUGAAGUAGUUGACCAGAUCAAAGCUCAACUUGAGAAACAAUGCCCUGGAACUGUCUCUUGUGCUGAUAUUCUAACCCUAGCCGCUAGAGACUCCUCUGUUCUUACUGGUGGACCAAGCUGGAUGGUCCCAUUGGGAAGAAGAGAUUCAAGAAGUGCAAGCUUGAGCGGUUCGAACAACAACAUCCCUGCACCAAACAACACUUUCCAGACAAUCCUCAGCAAGUUUAAUCGUCAAGGACUUGAUGUCACCGACCUUGUCGCUCUCUCCGGGAGUCACACUAUUGGAUUCUCGAGAUGCACAAGUUUCAGACAGAGACUAUACAAUCAGUCCGGAAACGGUCGUCCAGACAUGACAUUGGAACAAUCAUUCGCUGCUAACUUGCGACAAAGGUGUCCAAGAUCUGGAGGGGACCAGAAUCUCUCGGUGUUGGACAUCGUCAGUGCGGCGAAAUUCGACAACAGCUAUUUCAAGAACUUGAUAGAGAACAUGGGUUUGUUGAACUCGGACCAGGUUCUGUUCAGCAGUAAUGAUAAAUCGAGAGAUCUUGUAAAGAAGUAUGCAGAGGAUCAAGGAGAGUUUUUCGAGCAGUUUGCCGAGUCGAUGAUCAAGAUGGGAAAUAUCUCUCCCUUGACCGGUUCGAGUGGUGAAAUCAGAAAGGAUUGCAGGAAGAUAAACUCUUGAAUUCAUGAUAUGAGUAAAAUGUUUUUGAGGGGAAGAAAAUGUGUGACACUUGUUUACUUUGUGUGUUUUUUUUCUUAUGUCAUUUGAAGUUUCGAGGUGUGUUAUUUUGAUUUUGUAUUAAGAUAAGAAGAAAGAUUAUUAGGGAAUAUUUUAAAAUAUUUUCUAAUUUUCAGUUAAAAUAUUAGAGAAUUUUUACCAUUAUCAAUAGAAACUUGUCUAUGAAAUCUUAUCAACAUAUAUUAUUAGUAAAUUUUAAUUUUA